UCGAACUUUAGUUUCUCUUUUAGAAUAUAUAAGAUCAGGAUGUUACAAUGCAGUGCAAUCGCGACUCAUCCCGCCAUUUAAUAUCAUCCUGAAGAAGGCCUCUUGAUCAUGUUUCAAGUGUGAGAGGAUGAAGAUGCAACUGGAGGGGGUCGCAGUGUGAAGUCUGAUCUGAGAAAGUGCUAACAGUGGUGCGAGCAACAUAUAAGGCGUGACGGCAGCAGAGCACAAUGUCGAGCUGUGAGGUAGUCUGAUGUAGCACCGAGGUCGUUGGAUCUCCUCCGAAUUCGAUCGAAGAAGACUGAAGCUCUGAGGUGAUUUCGAUGGAGAGAACUAACCGACUUUCGAUGAUGCCAAUCCUGAUCUGGACAAUUUGUGUCUGGAUCUUCUCACCGCCGGGUGCUGAGGCUCAGUUUGAUUACCGUGUGAAAUUUUAUCGGGAAGAAUGUCCUCAAGCCAGAGAGCUUGUCAAAGAUGUGGUGCUGAAAGCUACUGCUGCGGACAUGGGGUUGUCAGCUGCCCUCCUCCGACUGAACUUCCACGACUGCUUCAUCAGAGGUUGUGAUGGGUCUGUUCUUUUGGAUUCCAACUUCACCAACAUCGCGGAAAAGGAUGGCUUCGGCAACAUGUUUUCGCUCAGAGGCUACCGGGUAAUCGAUGAUGCCAAGGCUGCAGUAGAAGCUGUUUGUCCCAACAUCGUCUCCUGCGCCGACAUCCUCACCCUCGCCGCUCGGGAUGCCAUCGCCUCUAUUGGAGGUCCAGCAUGGCGAGUUACAUCAGGCCGCAGGGAUGGUGUGGUUUCUUACGCCUCAGAAACUAUCGACAACUUGCCAGCACACUACAGCGACUUUGCUGACUUAACUCGUUUAUUCGCCAAAAAGAACUUCACUGCCAAGGAGAUGGUUGUCCUCGCAGGUGCCCACACUAUAGGCCGGACGAAAUGUGGAAUGAUUCAUGGCCGUCUCUACAACAACUCAGGUCCUGAUGGCGUAGACCCCACUCUGAACGCAACAUACGCCGUAGAGCUGAAGAAACAAUGCCCUUUUCGUACAAACUUCUUCAAGCACGUUCCCAUGGAUCCGACUAAUCACAACAACACCUUCGACACGAACUACUUCAAGAAUCUCCAGCAUCACAAGGGUCUGUUCAAGUCUGAUGCUGCGCUCGUCUCCAACGUCAAGGGGCGCGCUCUCGUUGCUCUUCAAACAUCGACCAGACGCUUCUUUCUGGACUUCGGAGCUGCCAUGGAGAAGAUGAUCAAUACCGAAAUUCUGAUCUCUCCUCAGGGAGAAAUCAGAACCAACUGUCGACAUACUAAUUAGGUUGACUCACUCCGAAGCUGUUUCGGACUGAGAUCUUGUCGUAGGCUUCCACUCGUGCGCUCGAUCAGACUAUGGCACGACCGUACCUAGAAAAUGCGAAACGAGUCGAGGUCCAAGUCGACGUGCCGAUGGGCACUCACGGUGUUUACCAAGCCUACCACCUUUACAGCAAUAAAAACGCUUUGUACAUGUCCAUGUGCU
Messenger RNA from Marchantia polymorpha subsp. ruderalis, 1520 nucleotides. NCBI's taxonomy places the organism in Eukaryota, Viridiplantae, Streptophyta, Marchantiopsida, Marchantiales, Marchantiaceae. The record is from the annotation of a GenBank genome assembly.